Molecule: messenger RNA, 817 nt
Organism: Brassica oleracea var. oleracea
Lineage: Eukaryota; Viridiplantae; Streptophyta; Magnoliopsida; Brassicales; Brassicaceae
Product: protein GLUTAMINE DUMPER 3-like
Exons: 1
Coding region: 61-501 (146 amino acids)
Biological process (GO): regulation of amino acid export
Source: RefSeq, a predicted model, not a curated record
UUUCUAUUAAAAAAAAAAAAAACUCAAACCCACUUUUUUCUCUGUCUAAGUUCUAAGAAAAUGGAAGGAAGACAAUAUUACCCUCCAAGAGAGAACGUCGACGGGAACAGAACAACCUUGGGAGGACCUCACUCGCCGUGGCAUUCACCGGUUCCUUAUCUUUUCGGUGGUUUAGCGGCGAUGCUUGGUCUCAUAGCUUUCGCUCUUCUGAUCCUCGCCUGCUCUUACUGGCGUCUAUCCGGUUAUCUCGACGGUCAGGAGGACCAGAGCAGGGACAGAGAUCUUGAGGCCGGAGAUGUGAAACCCGAUAAGGCGGUGAAGGCUGUGCCUUUGCCGGAGAAGUUCUUGGUGAUUAUGGCCGGAGACGUGAAACCUACUUGCUUGGCGACGCCGGCUGAAAAGAGCUGUACUUGUGACGAUGAUGAAGAUGGUGAUGAUGACGUGAAGGCUGGUGAUCAGGUGGUGCGGCGGAGUACUGAGAGUAACGGUUCGACACAUUGAGAGAUAGAGUAUUAUCUGAAGAGAAAAAAACAGAGGCUCGUCUUAGGUGGACAGUUCUUGAUAAUUGUUUGUAUCUGACCCGGUUGGUUCUGGUAUUCGGGUCGGCUCAGAGCUUUGCAUGAUGAGAUUUAUAGUUAUAUAGUCUGACUCUUAAGGUGGCCAAAAAACUUAGAAAAAGAAAGAAUUGGUUCUGAUUUAUGUUAUUUAAUCUCAGCUUUUGCAUUAAUUUGUUUAGGCUUUUUAAGUUGUAAGUUUGUAAUUCAUCAGUUUUGUUCCAUUUCUUAGUUAUAAUGGAAAAAUAUCGGAAAAUUGUAAA